Molecule: messenger RNA, 2049 nt
Organism: Eupeodes corollae
Lineage: Eukaryota; Metazoa; Arthropoda; Insecta; Diptera; Syrphidae
Gene: Diap1
Product: death-associated inhibitor of apoptosis 1
Exons: 2
Coding region: 607-1944 (445 amino acids)
Biological process (GO): negative regulation of apoptotic process; positive regulation of protein ubiquitination; regulation of cell cycle
Cellular component (GO): cytoplasm; nucleus
Molecular function (GO): cysteine-type endopeptidase inhibitor activity involved in apoptotic process; ubiquitin protein ligase activity
Source: RefSeq, a predicted model, not a curated record
CUAUCAGUCUACUAUUCAACGGCAUAACUAUUAGUCGACAUUUUAUUUUUCUGUCUGUGAGAGAGGUGGUGCAAAUGAAAAGAUACAAAAUAACAACAACAACAAAACUAGUUACAUAAACUAAAACCAAGAAACUAUUAUGGCCAACUCAAGUGCACCGCAUUCAUCAGAUACUUUUUAAAAAACAAACAAACAAAUAAACAAAGAUACUUUUUUACUGAGUGAGUGACAGUUCCAAAAAUCAUGAAUUAAUCAAGUUUUUUUUAAGAAUUUGCAAAUUUUAUUUAUAAAAAAAAAAACAAUUUUCAUUGACAAAAAAGUAAAAAUAAAAAUACGCGCUAAUUUUCAAACCCUCAGCGUCUCUCUCACUCUCUCUGACGACGACGAACGUACCGUGUGCCAAGUCAAUACCUACAUCAUCCCUUUCAAAGAAUAAAACUUUUACUGCAUGGAGGAUAUAUUUACACAUUACAAUCAAAAUGAACAUUCAUUGUGUAAAAAAUCAUCUUGUACUUGAUAAGUUCUUCCCACCAACACAAAAAAAUAACAAUUCAAACUCCACCACCAAUUUUUCAAACACCAAGAAGUACCAAUUAAUUAAUAAAAAUGUCUGCGUUACAAAUUCCACGUGUGGAUUCGUUCUUCAAACGAGCAACAGGAUCGAAUAGUAUCUUUGGCUCCCCAAUAAAGGACACCAACAAUAUAACUCCGUUGUUUGUAAAGAAUAUCCAACAUCCAAUUUCAGUUGUUUUAAACAACAGCAACAACAUCUAUAAUAGUACAAUCGAUGAAAUCGAUAAUAAAACUAACGAUCAGCCUGGAUUCUUUCCAAAAUUUGUCAUGAAUGACAUUUAUCGUUCGGAAGGUGAACGUUUGAAAACAUUCGAGGAAUGGCCCCUCGAGUAUAUUGAUAAGAAUGUUUUGGCCCAAACUGGGAUGUUCUAUACCCGCGAAAGUGACAAAGUUAAGUGCUAUUUUUGUGAGGUGGAAAUUGGACGUUGGGAGGAGAGCGAUCAUCCAGUGAGUGAACAUAUUAAAUGGUCGGCCAAUUGUCCAUUGUUGCGGAGACGAACGACAAAUAACAUUCCACUUAAUGCCGAUGCUCUGGAACGUAUCCUGCCGCCAGCAAGUUAUGAUGUGUGUGGUAGUAAUGAUUCAAUUGAAGUUCGUCCCACAGCCUAUCCUGAGGGUUCGAUAUCGUCGGCGGCGUCAGCGGGUUCAGGACCAAGCUCGCCUCCGAUUUAUCAAAUGGAUUAUCCAGAGUAUGCGAUCGAAGCUGCACGAUGUCGGUCGUUUGCUGAAUGGCCACGUACAAUGAAACAGAAACCUAAAGAACUCGCCGAAGCGGGAUUUUUCUAUACAGGCGUUGGUGAUCGUGUGAAUUGUUUUAGUUGCGGUGGAGGCCUGAAAGAUUGGGAUGAGAACGACGAACCCUGGGAGCAACAUGCUCAAUGGUUUAGCAAGUGUCGCUAUUUGAAAUUGAUUAAGGGGCAGGGUUUUAUUGAUGCUGUGAUAGCCAAAUGUAAUCGGGCAGCUGAAAAAACUCAAGAGGCUUUGAGCACAACGGCGUCAUCGGCUGGUAGUGAUGCAGAAAAUCAAGAAUGUAGUAGUAGUAUCCAUACCCAAACAUCAGAACAAAACGUCCCAGCAUCAGUAUCAGCAACAGCAACAAUAGCAUCUGCGACGACAAAUGUUGCAACAGCUGCAACAUCAACGGGUGGUUUAGAUAGAGAUUUGCUUCAACGAAGCGAUAGUUGUAACAAUUCUGACAAGAGAAUCAUUCCAGAAGAGAAAUUAUGUAAAAUCUGCUAUGCAGCCGAAUAUAAUACGGCGUUUUUGCCAUGCGGCCAUGUUGUAGCAUGUACGAAGUGUGCGUCUUCAGUUACUAAAUGUCCAAUGUGUAGAAAACCAUUUAAAGACGUAAUGCGUGUAUAUUUUUCAUAAGAACAAAACAAAACAAUAAAAAAACAAAAAAUUUAUAAUUCUAACAUUUACAAUUAAAAUUAUAAUUAUGAUAACAAAUAAAAAUAGAUGUAACAUAACAAAAAA